CCACCCCCGCCCGCCCCCGCGCCGCGCGCUUCCCGCCGCCUGCCCGCAGCUCCGCACUGCCAAGCUCGGGCUCCGCCGGGCAGCCCGCGGGCGCGAAGGCGGCGGGCGACGGGCGGCGGGCUCUGCGGGCACCCGGGCUCCGGUCUGGGCCCCCUCCGAUCCUCAGCCCCCUCCUCGGGCGACUCAUCUGCCCCCUCCCGCCCACUUCCAACUACCGCCUCCGGCCAGCCCCGGGAGAGAGAGGGAGUGGAGCCCAGAGAGAGGGAGCGAAAGAGAGGGAGGGAGGGGACAGUGCCUUAGCUGACUUUUUUUUUUUUUAAAGAGGGUGGGGGUGGGGGGUGAUUGCUGGUCGUUUGUUGUGGCUGUUAAAUUUUAAACUGCCAUGCACUCGGCUUCCAGUAUGCUGGGAGCCGUGAAGAUGGAAGGGCACGAGCCGUCCGACUGGAGCAGCUACUAUGCCGAGCCGGAGGGCUACUCCUCGGUGAGCAACAUGAACGCUGGCCUGGGCAUGAACGGCAUGAACACCUACAUGAGCAUGUCGGCGGCCGCCAUGGGCAGCGGCUCCGGCAACAUGAGCGCAGGCUCGAUGAACAUGUCGUCGUACGUGGGAGCCGGCAUGAGCCCGUCCCUAGCCGGCAUGUCCCCCGGGGCGGGCGCCAUGGCCAGCAUGGGCGGCUCGGCCGGGGCGGCCGGCGUGGCGGGCAUGGGGUCGCACCUGAGUCCGAGCCUGAGCCCGCUCGGGGGGCAGGCGGCGGGCGCCAUGGGCGGCCUGGCCCCCUAUGCCAACAUGAACUCCAUGAGCCCCAUGUACGGGCAGGCGGGCCUGAGCCGCGCGCGCGACCCCAAGACGUACCGGCGCAGCUACACGCACGCCAAGCCGCCCUACUCGUACAUCUCGCUCAUCACCAUGGCCAUCCAGCAGAGCCCCAACAAGAUGCUGACGCUGAGCGAGAUCUACCAGUGGAUCAUGGACCUCUUCCCCUUCUACCGGCAGAACCAGCAGCGCUGGCAGAACUCCAUCCGCCACUCGCUCUCCUUCAACGACUGCUUCCUCAAGGUGCCCCGCUCGCCCGACAAGCCCGGCAAGGGCUCCUUCUGGACCCUGCACCCCGACUCGGGCAACAUGUUCGAGAACGGCUGCUACCUGCGCCGCCAGAAGCGCUUCAAGUGCGAGAAGCAGCUGGCCCUGAAGGAGGCCGGGGGCGCCACGGGCGGGGGCAAGAAGGUGGCCUCUGGGCCAGCGGCCUCGCAGGGGCAGCUCGGGGAGGCCUCCGGGCCGGCCUCUGAGACUCCGGCGGGCACCGAGUCACCCCACUCGAGCUCCUCUCCGUGCCAGGAGCACAAUCGAGGGGGCCUGGGCGAGCUGAAGGGGACGCCGGCCGCGGCGCUGAGCCCCCCGGAGCAGGAGCCUUCGCCGGGGCAGCAGCAGCAGGCCGCGGCGCACCUGCUGGGCCCUCCCCACCACCCGGGGCUGCCACCCGAGGCCCACCUGAAGCCCGAGCACCACUACGCCUUCAACCACCCCUUCUCCAUCAACAACCUCAUGUCCUCGGAGCAGCAGCACCAUCACAGCCACCACCACCACCAGCCCCACAAAAUGGACCUCAAGGCCUAUGAACAGGUGAUGCACUACCCGGGCUAUGGUUCCCCCAUGCCGGGAAGCCUGGCCAUGGGCCCAAUCACGAACAAAGCGGGCCUGGAAGCCUCGCCCCUGGCCGCGGACACCUCCUACUACCAGGGGGUGUACUCGCGGCCCAUUAUGAACUCCUCUUAAGAGGGCUGCGUCCCAGCUAGCCCAGACAAGAGAGAGGAAGUGUGUGUGUGUGGGGGGGAGACUUUGAGGUAGGGGUGUUGGAGAGAUGCAAGGGAGAAGACAUCCAAGACACUCCCACCCCCAGGACAGCAGUCUCCCCUCACCCUCUGCAGCUCUUCCUUCCCAGAUGGGCCACACUGAUAUGUAUCAUUCAUUCUAUAUAAGGAGGGAAAGGGGACAAAAAGAUAAAGUCAAAAAAGACAGAACGAAAAAAGCCCCCGGUUUCCACUACUAUGUAGAUGCCUGCUUCUGGAAGCAUCCUAGAAUUCUGACUUUUGUUAUCACUCUCCUCCAUUGCUGCUGUUGCAGGGAAGUCUUACUUUAUUUAAAAAACAAACAAACAAACCCACACAAAAAAAACCCUCUAUAAAAAAAACAAAACAAAAAAAAAUCCCACAAACUUUUUGUGACUCAGUGUAAAACAAUGUAGUUUUAACAAAGAA
Molecule: messenger RNA, 2256 nt
Organism: Myotis daubentonii (Daubenton's bat)
Lineage: Eukaryota; Metazoa; Chordata; Mammalia; Chiroptera; Vespertilionidae
Gene: FOXA2
Product: forkhead box A2
Biological process (GO): regulation of transcription by RNA polymerase II; anatomical structure morphogenesis; cell differentiation
Molecular function (GO): DNA-binding transcription factor activity, RNA polymerase II-specific; RNA polymerase II cis-regulatory region sequence-specific DNA binding; transcription factor binding
Source: RefSeq, a predicted model, not a curated record